AUGGUAUUUAGUAGAGGGUUAGAUAGUAAAGAGCGAAUUAUAAGACGGCAGAUUGGUUCUUGGUUAGUGGAGGAGGUAGUAUUAGUAUCAAGUCCUGUUUGGAAGUACGUGCGGAAAUCGGAUAAAAUAUUGCCUUUUACGGCUGGGAAUAGUCUUUUGCUGGAUGAAGAGUCUUGGUAUAGUAUAACUCCGCAAGAUUUGGCCGAUCGGAUUUCAAUGGGGAUUAGUGAUUUGUUGGGAGAUAAGUUGGUUGUUUUGGAUUUGUUUGCGGGUGUAGGAGGGAAUAGUAUAUCUCUGCUUAAGUUUGGGUUUGAGGUUGAGGCAGUUGAGUAUGAUUAUCAGAAGGUUAAGUAUUUACGUCAUAAUAUUAGUGAAGUAUGUGGAAUGGAUGUUAAGGCUAAAUUAUGGCAUGAUGAUGUAUUUGGUAGGGAGUUAGUAGGGAAGUUAAGGAGUAAGUACGAUGUAGUGGUUGCUUCUCCUCCUUGGGGUGGAGUGGAUUAUAAGGACAUGUCUGAUUUAGAGAUGAUUAAUGCUUGUCGAUUGUUUGAGUUAGAAGAGAUUUAUGAGAGUAAGGCUGAUUUAAGAGUAUAUAUCAUUCCCCGGCAGAUUAGAGUAGAAGUAUUACAGGGAUUGUUUGAGUGUCAAGUUUGGCCGGGGUACUCAUUUGGCCGAGUAGUUGCUCAUAUUUUAGUGACUGGUGAUAAGUAUGACCAGUUUGUACUACUCUCUAAUGACAUAUCAUAA
Nematocida homosporus is the source of this 744-nucleotide messenger RNA. RefSeq lists its product as uncharacterized. Gene Ontology annotation, biological process: 7-methylguanosine cap hypermethylation; 7-methylguanosine RNA capping. The transcript has a single exon. The record is from RefSeq and is a predicted model, not a curated record. Gene Ontology annotation, molecular function: RNA cap trimethylguanosine synthase activity. Lineage: Eukaryota; Fungi; Microsporidia. Gene Ontology annotation, cellular component: nucleus. The coding region runs from base 1 to 744 and encodes 247 amino acids.